UGUGUGUUGUUUGGAAAAUUCUGCAGCACACACAGACACAGCCCAAAGGUCACGAGAGAAGAAAAAUCACUGAAUUGAGGAAAAGAAGCAGCAACAAAAAAAAAUAGAGGAAGAGUUUGUUGAUGAGAAUUUUCUCCCCCACGCAAAAAAAGCGAGCGAGAGAGACUCCAAGUUUUUAGAACAAAAAUUUUUGAUUUCAGUCUUGCUGAAAACGUCCGAAAUACACAAAUUGUAUACUGAGGGAGCCGCACGAGCCGUCGUGCUCCACCAGUCGGAAUCCAACUCUAGUGAAAGUCGCUCAGGAUACGCAGUUCACGCACAAUGUGUCGCUGUACGUCCCAGUACGGGGAGAAAAAGUGAAAGUACCUUGGUGGCCCACGAGGGCUCCCGCCCCCACAAGGACCUCAUUCACGCGUAAUAAGUUUUCCCGAGUGGACACGUGCGAAAGGAAUUACGACGAGGUGUGUGUGCUUGCAAAAAGUGCCGAAAAGGAAUAAUGAGUGAAACAGAUCCACAUAAUGAGUUGUUGGAGCAAUUGAAGAAAUUCGAUCCGAAUGAUUGUGAAAGGGAGACAUUUACCCGCAAAAUCCAACGGAUCUGGAAGUCGUUCAACGUGAAAAAAGCCCUCGGUCACAUUGGUUUAUUCGUCUCGCUGGCAAUCUAUUGUGGAGUCGGGGGAAUUGUAUUCCGGGAACUGGAGCUACCAGCCGAAAGAGCACGUGUUGUGGAGUUGCGUGACAUUGUGCGGGAAAAACGACUCAAUUUCCUCACAGCAAUUGCCAAUAAUACCGAUGUGAGGAACUUGGAGCGACUAAUAUCGAUGGAAUUAGCAAAGUAUGAGAUUUCAGUGCAGGAAGCCGUUGAAGGUGGUCUAGUGAUCUCCAUUGAUGACGAUUUUCCCGCUGAUGAGGAGAAAUGGAGUGUAAUGCAAGCUGUUUUCUUCUCAUCCACCGUUCUAACAACAAUUGGAUACGGCAACAUUGCCCCAGUGACGUCAUCAGGAAGAAUCUUCUGCAUGUGCUUUGCACUCAUUGGAAUUCCACUCACACUGUCGGUUAUUGCUGACAUGGGACGCCUCUUUGCAACAGCAGUCUCAACUGUUGCUAAAAGUUUACCUUCACUGCCAAAAUGGUGUCGUGCCAAGGAGGACGCCGACUUUUCCAGCAGAAGAUGGUUAUAUGCUCUGUCUGCAGUGGGCUUCCUGGGACUCUAUUUGGCCAUUGGAGCUGCUCUCUUGAUUCAGUGGGAGGAGGAUUGGACAUUCUUCGAUGGCUUCUACUUUUGCUUCAUCACAAUGACGACAAUUGGUUUUGGUGACGUUGUUCCUCAGAAACCAAACUACAUGCUGCUCUGUACGUUGUACAUUUUGGUUGGAUUAGCUCUAACAUCCACAAUAAUUGAGCUAGUUCGACGGCAGUAUGCACAGAGUUGGCAGAAGCUACAAGCCCUUUCGGGACCUCUGGCGGAAACUCUACGGCGUCUGGGUGCAUCAGGUGGUGCAAGUGGGCUGGAUGUCUCAGCACUGCAGAAUGACCUAAAGCGCGUACUAACUGUAUCAAUGCCAAGAAGGCAUGGCUUCAGUGGACCCAGUUCCGAUGGCGAUGAUCAGGAAAUGGCGGCUCUCGAGGCAAUCACCAAUGCCAUUCUGCAAGAAGUCAAGGAGGCAGCACACCAAGCCCACAAGCAGCAUCCCAAAGUUGUACAAAUAGUUAUAUAUGAGUCAUCUGUCUAAUGAUCCAUACAUAAUACAUGUCGCGCGAUUAUAUAUUCAAACUGUCUAGUCUGGUUUGCGAGGAAAUCACAAUUUUCUAAAUGCACACACAUUACAACACGCAUUUUAUGUAACUUAUAGUCACGAUUAGAAGUAAAUAUAAUGUAUAAAAUUGUCUUUAUAAUAUUUAGAUGCAAUUGAGAUUUAUUAUUAUAUAUAUAUUAGUGGUUAAAAUAAAAUGAAAUCUUUUAUAA
Messenger RNA from Lutzomyia longipalpis, 1965 nucleotides. RefSeq names its product potassium channel subfamily K member 15. The record is from RefSeq and is a predicted model, not a curated record. Gene Ontology annotation, molecular function: potassium ion leak channel activity. Gene Ontology annotation, biological process: potassium ion transmembrane transport; stabilization of membrane potential. Bases 497 to 1732 code for a protein of 411 amino acids. Gene Ontology annotation, cellular component: membrane. The transcript is spliced from 6 exons. Lineage: Eukaryota; Metazoa; Arthropoda; Insecta; Diptera; Psychodidae.